CUGCUACAACGAAAGGAGGGUGUCCCCAUUAUUAUUUUUUGUGAACAAAGGUGCAAUGCACUUUCCGAACUGAGAUGCAGCAAUACGAAGCGUCUAGUCUGCCGGGAAACCACAAGAAGGAGAAGAAGAAGAAGAAGGAGGAGGACAAGAAGGAGGAGGAGGAUGAGGGCGCGAGUCAAAUAAGCGGAACCCUAGUCGCCAGUGUGGAUGAGGGAAGCAUGCAGACCAUAAAGUGUGUGGUGGUGGGCGAUGGUGCCGUGGGUAAGACUUGCCUUCUAAUCUCCUACACGACAAACGCCUUCCCAGAGGAGUACAUCCCCACCGUGUUCGACAACUACAGUGCCCAGAUAAGUGUGGACAGCCGCGCCAUCAGCCUCAACCUGUGGGACACUGCUGGCCAGGAGGAGUACGACCGCCUGCGCACCCUCUCCUACCCCCAGACCAAUGUCUUCAUCAUCUGUUUCUCCAUUGGCAGCCCGUCAUCUCAUGCCAAUGUACGACACAAGUGGCACCCAGAGGUAUCCCACCACUGCCCCGGAGUUCCAGUGCUGCUGGUGGGCACCAAGAAGGAUCUGCGUGGAGAUGUGGAGGCGGUGAAGAAAUUGAAGGAGCACGGCCUGGCCCCCACCAACCAACAGCAGGGUAAUGCCUUAGCCAAGCAAAUCGGCGCCGUCAAAUACCUGGAGUGCUCAGCUCUGAUGCAGGACGGUGUGAGGGAGGUGUUUGAAGAGGCCGUGCGAGCUGUGCUCUACCCCGUUACCAAGAAAAAUGUCAAGAAGUGUGCUGUGUUAUAACUAUGUGCCUAGACUAGGGGGACUGGGGGAAGAGACUCACGAUUGGCGCUGCCAUUUUGGCUCCCAAUAUGCCUUUCACGUUCUAACCCUCACCACUUGUUAGCAUUGCCUGGCUUCAAUAUUAAUUGAUUGUUUGUCAAGAGGUCCUCUCCACUAAGAUGUGGUUUCAAUUGAUGCCAACAACCUUCCUAUGGAUUUUUUUGUAUCUCUGAAAUCAAAACUGCAGCGACGAUGCUAAGGGAUUUCAAUGGUGCCUUCUCAGCAACUUGCUGCCUUGUCCUCACUGGCUGUAUGUUUAAGAAGAUUACAAUUGAUUUGACACCUUUGCUUUUCUCCUUCAUCAGGCCAGUCUUGUUAUGUGUUGGGCUUUUUCUGUGAACUUUACCCUUGUUGUCAUCUGAUGUGAUUCACAGGAAUGUUGUGUCAAUCAGUAGCCACUGUGUUAAACAUUAUGUUCAUCCCUCUGUGCCAUUACAGUAAUAGUUGUAGUGUGGAUUGUCAAUAAGAUAGUUUGCCUUUAACGUGGUUCAUAAGCCAGGAUCACAGGAUAUCUGCCGAACUAGCCUUGCUGGUAUGAGACAAGCAAGGGUGUAUGUAUGACACUGUCACCCUGAACACAUGCACACUUUGAUUAGAACAGUCUGUCUCCUAUUGCUCUGUUACUCACACUCCUCUCUCUUACUCUGUAAAACCAUGAGCUUGCCAUUCCGCACAAUGCUUUGUCAAAACAAAGUCCUGAUUGUGUCAGUGAAUACAGAUUGGGUAGCUGCUAAGUAAACAGAUGCCCUAAAGAUUAAUGUUAUUUUUGUAUUGCUGGUGGGACAAAUCAGGAAGCAAUAAUUUGAGUGUUUGGUGAUUAACCCCCCCCCCCCCCCCCA
This is a messenger RNA of Salvelinus fontinalis (brook trout), 1672 nucleotides long. Its product is annotated as rho-related GTP-binding protein RhoG-like. Gene Ontology annotation, molecular function: protein kinase binding; GTPase activity; GTP binding. Bases 75 to 794 code for a protein of 239 amino acids. Gene Ontology annotation, biological process: actin filament organization; establishment or maintenance of cell polarity; regulation of cell shape. NCBI's taxonomy places the organism in Eukaryota, Metazoa, Chordata, Actinopteri, Salmoniformes, Salmonidae. Gene Ontology annotation, cellular component: cell projection; cytoplasmic vesicle; plasma membrane. The transcript is spliced from 2 exons. The record is from RefSeq and is a predicted model, not a curated record.